AUGCGCGCGUCCCUGCCACUGUCCCUGCUGUCCCUGCUCGGGCUCGGCGCCGCCAGGCUGGCGUGCCCCGGCGGCUGGACCGCCGGUGGCGGUCUCUGCUACCGGGCCUUUUCCAAACAGUCGGCCAAUUACAGCGAGUCACUGGCCGCCUGCACCUCCGCCCACUCGGGCGCAGUGCUGCCAUCUAUCCACGACAUCGGCACUAACAGCCGCCUGCUCGGCCUGACCAACAACGCGCCGUUCUACACGGGGCUGGUGAACUUCACCGGUAACGGCGCCGGCAGCUGGAGCUGGCUAGACGGCUCGCCCACCGACUUCUACCACUGGGCCCGCUACAUGCCCGUGCUGGACAACGGCCGGCGCAGCUGCGUCUGGGUGUACGAGGGCGACGGCUCCUGGAGCAACGCCCAGUGCAACCUGCGCCUCGGCUCGGUGCUCUGCCAGCUGGAGCCCUGAGCCGCCGGCCGCGGGCAGCCGUGACGUCACUGAGGA
This is a messenger RNA of Pollicipes pollicipes, 492 nucleotides long. RefSeq names its product snaclec 3. The transcript has 2 exons. The record is from RefSeq and is a predicted model, not a curated record. Lineage: Eukaryota; Metazoa; Arthropoda; Thecostraca; Pollicipedomorpha; Pollicipedidae. The coding region runs from base 1 to 456 and encodes 151 amino acids.